Molecule: messenger RNA, 842 nt
Organism: Mugil cephalus (flathead mullet)
Lineage: Eukaryota; Metazoa; Chordata; Actinopteri; Mugiliformes; Mugilidae
Exons: 4
Coding region: 53-541 (162 amino acids)
Biological process (GO): inflammatory response; regulation of lipid catabolic process
Molecular function (GO): signaling receptor binding
Source: RefSeq, a predicted model, not a curated record
UGGUCUGCUGCACUUUUCCUUCGCUGCCAUUGUCGGAGGCACGGAGAGAAACAUGGCUUCAUUGUUGCUGUGGCUCUUCAGUAUCGGAGCCUUGUUCUUUUCUUCUAAUGCACAGGACACUUACGACAAACUUUCUGAACCCUACAAGAAGGGAGUAGAUCUGGUCCUGGAGAAUCUCAACUCCCGCACUGGAAUGGUGCAUCAUUUUCUGUUCUUCAAAAGUGUCCAACAGUCGGACAUUGAGCAUGGUUUUGACGUGAGCUUCAUCUACCACCACUUUUACUGUAAAGCCACCAACUGCCCAAAAGGAACAGCUGACACCACACGGUGUCAGUUCAGGAACGACAGACCGCUGAUCGACUGCGCCAUCUGUUACAAAACGUUCAGAGGAGACAUUGAACAAGAGCCAAAACCUUACAUUCACUGCGUGCACAAACCAGCCUAUACAGCGGAUAUGAAGCAGACCAGAGUAGAUCACUGCAACUUAAUGACGUACAGCAGUGGAGCUGCAACUCUUCUGGCGUCAACAGGAAACUCGUGAAAACUUUCUUGGGAUGCGUAUAUAUGAUUGUUUAGUAACUUUUAUUAACUGAAAGAGGACGACUAACUACACUCUUGUGAAGUUUUCUCCCCAUGGUGUUAUCAUUUUGUUACAUUUGAAUUAGAUAGUUUCACAAAGUAUUAAUAAAGCUGUACUUCUGUCAACAAUUGAGCAUUGGUGUGAACUGGGUACCCCUGACAUGCAUCCCUCCUGUUCUGUCUCCAUUCUUUGUUUUGAUUGAUAUGUAUAUAAUUGAAUAAAUUCGUAAAUAUGGUGGUGCAGAAAACCCCACAAACUCUAA